Suncus etruscus (white-toothed pygmy shrew) is the source of this 447-nucleotide messenger RNA. RefSeq names its product motilin (gene MLN). Gene Ontology annotation, cellular component: extracellular region. Gene Ontology annotation, molecular function: motilin receptor binding; hormone activity. Bases 1 to 447 code for a protein of 148 amino acids. The record is from RefSeq and is a predicted model, not a curated record. NCBI's taxonomy places the organism in Eukaryota, Metazoa, Chordata, Mammalia, Eulipotyphla, Soricidae. The transcript is spliced from 4 exons.
AUGGUGUCCCGCAAAGCCAUGGCAGCGCUGUUGCUUGUGCACAUGGCCACCAUGCUGGCCUCACAGAUUGAAGCCUUUGUGCCCAUCUUCACCUAUGGUGAACUCCAAAGGAUGCAGGAGAAGGAGCAGAACAAAGGCCAGAAGAAAUCUCUGAGUGUGCAGCGCAGAGCCGAGGAGUCAGGCCCCCUGGGCCUUGGGGACCCCACAGAUGGAGAAGAAAGCCCCAUGAUCAAGCUGACUGCUCCCGUGGAAAUUGGGAUAUGGAUGAACUCCAGGCAGCUGGAAAAGUACUGGGCCGCCCUGGAAGAGCUGCUGAGCCCAGUGCCACUGUCCACCCGGAACGGGCAGUAUGGCACCCCUGAGAGUUUAUUUUCAUGGGCCAGGGUGAGGGGUGACAGCAGCAUUGAAGUCGAUGGCACAGAGGGAAACGGGAGCCCCCAGGCCUGA